AUGUCAGAAGAAUAUUCUGGGGAUUACGAUGAAAUGAAAAGGCCAAUUCUAGGUGCAUAUGAGUUGGUCCUAGAAGCAUUCAGGCAGAGGUUUCGGAACAUAGGAAAUCAACUUGGACGUACUUAUAUAAGAAGUAAUAUACUGACUGAAUACGUAAAAACACAAGGGGCCUGGAUUUAUUCUGCACGAGUGGCAAAAUAUCCAGCAGUCAAUGUAGAGAAAUGUGCACAAAAAUGUAACUCAGAAAGCCAAUUUCUUUGCAGAGCAUUCCUCUUCACUCAGAAGAAUCAAGAAUGCAUCACUGCAGCAGAUAAUAGUCAUACACAAACAGUGAUAAGAAAACCAAAUGUCAUUCUUUAUGAGAAACAAGCUUUUCUGUUGGAGUGCAAGUUUGGCAAUGGUGAAACAUACAGAGGAACAGCAAAAAAAACCAUUUCUCGUAGAGCCUGUCAAAGAUGGGAUAGCAACACACCACACAAUCCAAAUUACACCCCAGAGAAUAGCCCACAUGCUGACCUGGAAGAAAACUAUUGCAGAAAUCCUGACAAUGAUUUCACAGGGCCCUGGUGCUACACUCAAGAUGUGAAUAAACGCUGGGAACACUGUCUGAUACCAAACUGUGAAGAGGAGUGCAUGUUCUGCAGUGGCGAGAAUUAUCGUGGCAAAAUUUCCCAAACAGAGGAUGGUACCACAUGUCAGCGCUGGGAUUUACAAACACCUCAUCUUCAUGGAUACAGCCCAAGCAUUUUUCCAGAUAAAUAUCUUGAGGAGAACUACUGUCGCAAUCCUGAUGGAGAACCCAGGCCAUGGUGUUUUACAACUGACAUCCAAAAGCGAUGGGCAUUCUGCAAUAUUCCACGUUGUGAUGAAGAGCCUCCUGCUGUUGAAGAAGAGACAGACUGUUACACAGGCAAGGGUCAGAAGUAUCGUGGAACUGAAAGGUCAACCGUUUCUGGUAGAAUCUGUCAAAGUUGGGAUGCUCAGAGACCACACGUGCAUUCAAGAACUCCAGAGAACUACCCCUGCAAAGGACUAGAACAUAAUUAUUGCAGAAAUCCAGAUAAUGAAAAGGAGCCCUGGUGUUACACCACCGAUCCAGACACAAGAUGGGAAUACUGUCAAGUACGAAAGUGUGGCCUUCAACCUGCAGUGCCGACGUAUGAAGAUGGACCUACUGAUUGCUAUACUCAAAACGGUUAUGACUAUCGUGGGACUACAUCCGUGACAAUAUCAGGAAAAAGAUGCCAGGAAUGGGAUUCCAAGAAACCACACAAACACACAAGAACAGCAUCCAAUUAUCCCGAAGCGGGACUGGUUGACAACUACUGUAGAAAUCCUGACAACGAUAAGUCACCUUGGUGCUACACAACUGAUCCUUCCACCCGAUGGGAAUACUGCAGGAUUUCAAAGUGCCAAACAGCACCACCUCAGUCCCCCACUGUAAUUCCAUCUCGAGCACCUAACGCUCAAACAGAUUGCCAAUCAGGUAUUGGAGAGACAUAUCGCGGGACAAUAUCAACCACAGCCAGUGGCAGGACUUGCCAAAAUUGGUCAGAAAUGACCCCUCAUGAACAUAAUAACUUCACUCCAGAAACACAUCCUAAUGCUGGACUUGAAGGAAAUUACUGCAGAAAUCCAGAUGGAGAUCUCAAUGGCCCUUGGUGUUUUACAACAGAUCCUAAGAAACAGUUUGAUUACUGCGAUGAUAUUCCUAUAUGUGGGCAACAAACUAAUGAGUGUGGAGUAUCUAGUGUUGAGCCCAAGAAAUGUUUUGGAAGAAUUAUUGGUGGCUGUGUAUCCAAACCACAUUCCUGGCCUUGGCAAAUUAGUCUUCGCACCUAUUAUGGUUCUCACUUUUGUGGAGGAACUCUUAUCGAUGUCAAUUGGGUGCUCACAGCCAAACACUGCAUAGAAAAAAACCCCAGACCUUCAUACUACAAAGUUUACAUUGGAAUACACAGAGAAUCUGCAUCUGAAUCAUCAAAGCAGACAAUUGAUAUUGACAAAAUUGUUACUGAACCCAAUCGUAAUGACAUUGCUUUAUUAAAGCUUCGGAGGCCAGCAGUUCUUUCUGACAAAGUUUCUUUGAUCUGUUUACCAACAAAAGGCUACAUAAUAUCAAGUGGAGCUGAGUGCUACGUUACAGGCUGGGGUGAUACACAAGGAACUGGAGGCGCUGGGCUUUUAAAAGAAGCAGGUUUUCCAGUGAUAGAUAAUAAAGUUUGCAAUCGACCUGAAUAUUUGAAUGGAAGAGUGAAAUUCACUGAACUGUGUGCUGGUAAUAUUGAAGGUGCAGUGGACAGCUGCCAGGGUGACAGUGGAGGUCCUUUGGUAUGUCCAAACUCCAAAGGCCAAUAUGUUCUCCAAGGAGUAACAUCUUGGGGGCUUGGUUGUGCAAGACCAAUGAAGCCAGGAGUUUACGUUCGAGUUUCGCAUUUUGUUGACUGGAUUCAAAAAGUUAUAGGAGGUGGUUAA
This is a messenger RNA of Hemiscyllium ocellatum (epaulette shark), 2475 nucleotides long. It is a transcript of the gene plg, whose product is annotated as plasminogen. Bases 1 to 2475 code for a protein of 824 amino acids. The record is from RefSeq and is a predicted model, not a curated record. Gene Ontology annotation, cellular component: extrinsic component of plasma membrane. Gene Ontology annotation, biological process: proteolysis. The transcript has 19 exons. Gene Ontology annotation, molecular function: signaling receptor binding; serine-type endopeptidase activity. NCBI's taxonomy places the organism in Eukaryota, Metazoa, Chordata, Chondrichthyes, Orectolobiformes, Hemiscylliidae.